This is a messenger RNA of Letharia lupina, 480 nucleotides long. RefSeq lists its product as uncharacterized. NCBI's taxonomy places the organism in Eukaryota, Fungi, Ascomycota, Lecanoromycetes, Lecanorales, Parmeliaceae. The record is from RefSeq and is a predicted model, not a curated record. Bases 1 to 480 code for a protein of 159 amino acids. The transcript has 2 exons.
AUGCCGACGGCCAAGUACUUCACCAUAUACUCUCCUUUCCCCAACGAAGUCCCCGUAGGCGAUCUUCCAUGGGUCUCGCUCGGUAAGCUUUUGGCUAAUAAUGACACCGAAUCGGAGCAACUCUUUCAAGCUUGUAGAGAAAUUCGUUUCUUCCUCGUCAAUUUGAGAGGUCCACGCGAGGGUGAAACCAUGCUCAAAGAUGCUGAGGCUACGUUUGACCUGAGUGAAAAGAUUUACGAGAUUGAUAAAGGAGAAGUGGUGAAGCAUGCCUUCAACCCUACUGGAAGUCUUUUCGGGGACAAAGAUGUCGGUCGAACGAAGCUGGAAGACGGCAGUCCCGAUUCUUUCGAGGCUUACAGCCUGUCGCAGGAUGAUAUGCUCGGCAUAUCUCCGCGGAACAAUGCUAAGAUACCGAGGCCAACCGCAAGAUCUUGCAGGGUUUUUUCCAUCACGCGCAUGGCAUCAUCAGCCAUCUCUUAG